CCAGGUCGAUGUGGGUGGGUGCAGGGAAGUGUGAUUGACGGGCCCGGGUCACGGGACCAUGGCGACGCUGGGCAGGGCCUGUGGCAUCGGCGAGCGCUGUCCCGGGUGGCAGCAGUAGCAACAACAUGGCUGGGAGUGGCCGCGACACAGUGGAGCGGGAGAAGCUGUUCACUCCGGUCAACAGCUAUGGCUCUCAUGACCACGUCCACAUCUCUCCGCACUCCUGUGUGUCUUCUGGAGCUGCGUUGGACAUACAAGAGGAAGAAAUGAAGAGGAAACUGAAGUACUACUUCAUGAGUCCUUGUGACAAGUACCGAGCGAAAGGCCGGAAGCCCUUCAAACUGGUGGUGCAGAUCGUAAAGCUCAUAUGCGUCACAGUGCAGUUAAUCCUGUUCGGCUUGAGUAACCAGAUGGUGGUGGAUUUUAAAGAAGAAAACACAAUGACAUUUAAACACCUAUUCUUGAAGGAUUACACAGUGGAAGCGGAUGGUUCCUAUGCCGUGUACAAGCAGAGGGACGUUUAUGACUCUAUUUUCUACGCAGUUAACCAGUACCUGGCUCUGCACAAUAUGUCUCUGGGACGCUACGCCUACGUGUUUGAGAAUGACGCCAAUCGGACCGGCCUCCAUCUUUGCCAGCGUUUUUACAAGAAGGGCAGCAUCUUCCCAGCGAACGACACCUUCAACAUCAACCCGCUGGUGAUAACAGACUGUAUGGGUGUGAGCCCCAUGGAGACGGAGAUGCACAAGAACCUCUCGCUGAAAUUCUACAAGCUUAUCGAUGUGUCCAUCAGAUUUAAACUGAAAGCUAUUAACAUUCAGACAAUCAUCAACCAUGAAAUCCCAGAUUGCUACACCUUUAACAUUCUAAUCCUGUUUGACAACAAGGCCCACAGUGGCCGGAUAAAGAUCAGCCUGGAUAACAAAGUGGACAUCAACGAGUGUGCUGAGCCCAGUGUUUCUGGAUAUGGUAGGAAUGAGGCUGGCCUCCUGACGUUUGACACUUGCAUCAUUCUGUUGUGUGGGCUAUCGUUCGUCCUGUGCGUGAGAUCCAUCAUCCGAGGCAUCAUGCUGCAACAUGAAUUUGGGAAGUUCUUCGUCCAGAAGCACAAGAGGGACGUGUCGUGUGCCACUCGCAUGGAGUUUGUCAAUGGCUGGUACGUGCUGCUGAUAGUCAGCGAUGUCUUCACCUUCCUGGGCACGGUGAUGAAGAUAGGAAUCGAGUCCAAGAAUUUUGCAUCCUAUGACCUGUGCAGUAUUCUACUGGGAACCUCAACUUUGUUAGUCUGGGUUGGAGUGAUUCGCUAUUUAAGUUUCUUUCAGAAAUACAAUAUCCUCAUCGUAACUCUCCGAGUUGCUUUCCCGAAUGUGAUCCGCUUCUGCUGCUGUGUUGCUGUCAUCUACAUGGGUUACUGCUUCUGCGGGUGGAUAGUGCUGGGCCCUUAUCACGACAAGUUCCGAACGCUCUCGAUGGUCUCGGAGUGUUUGUUCUCGCUCAUCAAUGGGGACGACAUGUUUGUGACGUUCGCACACAUGCGGCAGAAGAGUACGCUGGUUUGGUUGUUCAGCCAGGUCUACCUGUACAGCUUCAUCAGUCUCUUCAUCUACAUGGUGCUCAGCCUCUUCAUCGCCCUCAUCACUGGCUCCUAUGAAGCCAUCAAGCACCACGGGAUCAGUGGGGUCCACCCCAUAGAGCUGCGCGAGUUCAUCGCGGAGUGCACUGAUGCUCCCAACUCUGGCAAGUUCCGUGAGGUGGAGAGCUCCGUCUGCUCCUUGUUCUGCUGCUGCGACAGAAUGACCACAUAUGAGGAGACACUCUUGGUGAACUGACCCACUUGAGAACGCUGCUCGUGAUUCCAGCUGCCUGCGUGCGUCCCACACUAAAUCCUCCGGGAAGCCUCCAGACAUUGGGAAGGCCUUGUCCUGAGGACCUUGAGGUGAUACCGGGAGCAACUCAGUACAACUAUUCCAAGGAGACUUCUAUAUUUGCUUUUAUCAUUGACGCCACACUAAAUGAUCAGUGGCUUGUCCAAUAUAUUUAUUGCACAGAGGAAUGCUGCCGGAGUGCAGGUUUCCAUCUAUGUCGAUUUGAAGGGACCAUUUCUUCAGUGCUCGUGAUCUUAACGGCAGUUCGUGUUCGUGAUCUUAACAUUUAGAAUUGGAGGCCUUGCGAUCUCCCCUGAACCUUUCCACGGCCUCUCCAUAUCCCCCCCAGCGUAGGAAACUGACUGAUGGGCAGCUCUCUUAAUAGUUGAAUCGAUUAAAUCCACAACUAAAUACAGGUCCACCACCCUCUCACAGUCUCAGAUAAAUACACAUUGCUGACACUUUUAUUUCAGAUUGUCAGCGGAUUAUAAUUUCAGGUACAGGUCCACCACUGAUUUUCCGUCACGCUAGGUUCCAGAGCCUUUCUGGGUUCUCCGUUUUUGCCGGACCAACGGAGAUCACGGCCUCCGAUAGGAGUCCAACGGUCGUCCGAGGAGCCGAGAUACAGGCCUUGGGAAUGGAUCUGCUGGCUCCAUCCAGGCCAGAGUUCCAGAACUCCGGCCUCAGGAGGUGGGGGGCAAAUUCAACCCGCUGAUCGGCCGCGGAAGUCCCGAUGAGGUUGAGAUCGGCCGCCUCACCCAGCCUCAGCGCCACAUUUUCUGGGGGGGGGCUUCAGGGGCGUAUUACAAGCACCCUCUUGGAAUUUUAUUCAGAUUAAAGGCAAUGCUGGAAAACACCGUAUGCCGAAAAAUCGAUGAUGCACCUGCCUUUCAGUGAUGUUCUCAUCCACUGGAGAAGACCCGUUGUCCGUGCCUUUCCUGUGCUGGGUGAUCUACUUUUACCUGCUCUAGUGAAUAAAUUAGAAAAUAGUAGGGAAUAAAACCCAAAGCACGAUAGUAGUCUAGCUUUGAGACAUUUAGCAUUAGCCGGCACAACUUCAUUUAGAUUCUGGCUAAGAGUGUGAAGAAGGGUCUCGGCUGAAGCUUCACCUAUCUAUGUUCUCCAGAGAUGCUGCCUGACCCACUGAGCUACUCCAGCACUUUGAGUUCAAAUCGAACUUAAGGCUGCUUUUUGCCUGUUGGGUUUUCCUCCCACCAGUGUUUGAUCGAGGAUUUUAAUUGCUGAGUGGACCAUCCCGCGGUUUUAAUUGGUAAGCAGCGUGUACAGGUUCCUUGCAGAAAAGCAGCCCGUUUGUGUCUUCAGGUUGUUUAUUGAUUCCAUUCAGUCAGUGAGAGAUACACUAGGACUUGUGAACUAUCAAAAGGAUUAAUCUGCAGUAAACUGCCCACUGCCCAUUCAAUGCUUUGUGGAUAAAAGGUGCUGGAAUGCAGAUCAAUUAACAAUUGAGUUACAUUUAUCAAAAAGAAAAUUCCCCGUAUAUAUUAUCUACAUAAAGGGCCUGUCACACUUCCCGAUUUUUUCAGCGACUGCUGGCGUCAUAUCGGGGUCGCCAAAAGAUUUUGAACAUUUCAAAAUCCAGCGGCGACAAAAAAGAUGUUGCGAUACUUGGGAAAACACCGCGUGCCAUACGUCAUCGUGCCGCAUCACCGCCGCAACUUUGUCGGUGACCUAAUACGUCAGUCAAUGAUGCCGGCUGUCACCAAAAAAAUUGGCAAGUAGGUCAGGCCCUUAAGAUAGACACGAUGCUGGAGUCACUCAGCGGGUCAGGCAGCAUCUCUGGAGAAAAGGAGUAGGUGACGUUUUGGAUCCAAACCCUCCACUGCCUGACCCGCUGAGUUACUCCAGCAUUUAGUGUCUAAUCUUCAGUGUAAACUGGCAUCUGCAGUUCCUUCCUACAUAUGUUAUGUCCCUCUUGUGUUUCGAUGACCAAUCAAUUAAUUUAAUAGACUAACAACUAAAAUCAACACAUAUUGAAAAUCAUGUACACUGCAAAAAUGAUCAAAAUGAGUUUUUUGAUGCAAGAUCAAGAACAGUCCCGACCCAAAAUAUUCCCUAUCCAUGGUCUCCGGAGAUGUUGCCUGACCCGAUGAGAUACUCCAGCACUUUGUAUCCGCCUAUCACUCCCAGGCUUUGUUCCACCCUCACCUCUCUCCCUGCUUUUUCCCUCCAACUAUAAUCAGUCUAAAGGGACCCAUCACCGACCCAUGUCAUUUCUGCUAGACACAAAAUGCUGGAGUAACUCAGCGGGACAGGCAGCAUCUCUCGAGCGAAGGAAUGGGUGACGUUUCAGGUAUAGACCCUUCCUUAUCUUUGAUUUAAACCAGCAUCUGCAUAUCCAUCCUAUACAUGUUAUUCCUGCAUCGUGUCCAAACUUUGUCCAUCAAAAGCAAACCACCAACUUCUCCUGCUACUACUGGUGUCUAUGGCUGAUCAUAGACCAGGAUAAGCUGCUGAAGAUGUUUAAGGAACCGACACCUUAAAUUAUUAUUUUUUAAACAUCAGUAAUCUUUUUGUAAUAGAACUGUUGAUUGGAGAGCACAAAAUUUUAAGCUCCGAAAAUGUGUAAAUCUAGUUUAUAAUUUAGUAUGUCAGAAUAAAGUGCUGCUACAGUGCAUUUUGGUUUGCAUGAAGCACUCCACACUACUGCCAGCUCUCCUCAAGAAAAGGGUGAAGAGA
Messenger RNA from Leucoraja erinaceus (little skate), 4562 nucleotides. RefSeq names its product mucolipin TRP cation channel 1a (gene mcoln1a). Bases 126 to 1829 code for a protein of 567 amino acids. The transcript is spliced from 14 exons. Gene Ontology annotation, cellular component: plasma membrane; lysosomal membrane. Gene Ontology annotation, molecular function: NAADP-sensitive calcium-release channel activity. Lineage: Eukaryota; Metazoa; Chordata; Chondrichthyes; Rajiformes; Rajidae. The record is from RefSeq and is a predicted model, not a curated record.